Molecule: messenger RNA, 942 nt
Organism: Alnus glutinosa
Lineage: Eukaryota; Viridiplantae; Streptophyta; Magnoliopsida; Fagales; Betulaceae
Product: probable CCR4-associated factor 1 homolog 11
Exons: 1
Coding region: 1-942 (313 amino acids)
Cellular component (GO): CCR4-NOT complex; CCR4-NOT core complex; P-body
Molecular function (GO): poly(A)-specific ribonuclease activity; nucleic acid binding
Source: RefSeq, a predicted model, not a curated record
AUGGCGACAGCCGCUGCUCCGAGUCCGAUCACCGUUCGCGAGGUCUGGCAACACAACCUCGAGCAUGAGUUUUCCGAAAUCGCACGGGUUCUUCCUCAACAUCGUUUCGUCGCCUUGGACACCGAGUUCCCUGGCCAUGUCUUCCCUGUUACCUGCCGCAACCGUACUCAACUGUCUCCCGCUGAGAACUACCUGUCAAUGAAGCGGAAUGUUGAUUCUACCAAAAUCAUUCAACUGGGUCUUUCACUGUGCGAUGCCAGCGGCGAUUCUUGUUAUGUUUGGCAAUUUAAUUUCAAAGACUUCAGCAAGGAGAAUGAUCUGUUCAAUCCUGACUCAAUCGCGUUACUAGAGCGCCAGGGAAUCGACUUCCAAAAGAACCGAGAAAAGGGUGUAGAUUCGGUGGAGUUUGCAAGGCUAAUCAAAAAGAUUGGUCUCUUAAGAAAUCGGACGAUCACUUGGUCAACUUUCCACGGAGCUUAUGAUUUUGGUUACUUGAUCAAAAUCCUGAUGGGGCGAGAACUGCCGAUCGAUCUGAUGGGGUUUAUGGGUCUGGUGGUACACUUUUUCUGGUACAGGGUGUUUGAUAUAAAAAAUAUGAUCAGACUCUGUGAUGGACUCUAUGGAGGGUUGGAGAGUGUAGCCAAAGCACUUGGGGUGGAUCGUGUGGCCGGAUCGAGUCACCAGGCUGGGUCUGAUAGUCUGCUAACAUUGCAUACCAUAAUGAAACUCAAAGAUGGUCGUUUCUUUGGGAAAUUUUUGAGCGAAUUUCAGUUGGUUCUUUACGGUUUGGAAGUCGACACUGCGCUGUUGACCGCACCAAAAAAGCCGAAGUUGGUUUACGUAUUGCAACCUGGAAGUUGUCAACGCAGCUUCAGAGGAUGUUUUCCAUACACUUACUGUGCUCCAAGAGUGAUUCAGGGUAGAUACGGAUAUUAUGUAUGA